This is a messenger RNA of Manis pentadactyla (Chinese pangolin), 5680 nucleotides long. RefSeq names its product dpy-19 like 2 (gene DPY19L2). Gene Ontology annotation, cellular component: nuclear inner membrane. Gene Ontology annotation, molecular function: mannosyltransferase activity. The record is from RefSeq and is a predicted model, not a curated record. Lineage: Eukaryota; Metazoa; Chordata; Mammalia; Pholidota; Manidae. Gene Ontology annotation, biological process: spermatid development.
GCGAGCCGGGGGGCCGCGUCCUUACGCCCCCCUUCCGGGUUUCGCGGUCUCCUUGACGACCCGGCGGCCCGCAACGGCGGCGGGGACCAGUCGUUGAGCCUGUGAGCUGAGCCGGGCCUCUAAGGACCUCGCCCAACUGGGCCUGGCCAGCGCCGGAGAGACUCGGCUCCGUACGCGCAGGGACUAUGAGAAAAUGGUCGGGAAAAAAAGGAAAAAGCCCAAAAGAGGCGACUCCAGAGCCGUUACACUCUCUCCGCUCCAUGCAGUCUGGGCGCCGGCGCAAGGCCACCGGAGCCCGGGAGCCCGAGACGGAGGAGAAGCCGCAGGGGAAGGUGGAAAAGCCCAAGAAAACUUCGCCCGUAGGCAGGGGCAGCCUGCCCCGGGGCGCCCGGCAGUGCCCUCCGCAGAGGUCCCAAAACCUGAAGGCGCAGAGUGCGACUGAAGUGGUCACGAGGACCCUGCUCGGCCGCUUCCACUUCGUCAGCAGUUUACUGUAUCACCUCCGCGACAAGGUGCAUCUAUUAAGACAUCAGUUCUUGAGCAGGACCUACUUCGCCAUAGCUGCCUUUUGGGGAAUUUUGCACUGGAAACAUUUAAUUACACUUUGUGAAAAAGAUCGUCAUUUUUCUCACCUCUCAUCUUUGGAACGGGAGAUGACGUUUCGCUCUGAAAUGGGACUUUAUUAUUCCCAUUUCAAGACCAUUAUUGAAGCACCUUCAUUUUUGGAAGGACUGUGGAUGAUUAUGCAUGACAGGCUCACAGAAUAUCCCCUUGUAAUUAAUACAGUGAAACGCUUCCAUCUUUAUCCAGAGGUGAUUAUAGCCUUCUGGUAUCGUGCAUUUGUGGGAAUAAUGGAUUUACUUGGUCUAGAAACUAAAACGUGCUGGAAUGUCACCAGAGUAGAACCUCUAAAUGAAAUUCAAAGCUGUGAAGGAUUGGGAGACCCUGCUUGUUUUUAUGUUGAUGUGGUUUUUAUUUUAAAUGGAGCAAUGAUGGGAUUGUUCUUCAUCUAUGGUGCAUACCUGAGUGGGACUCAACUUGGAGGUCUAAUUACAGUAGUUUGCUACUUUUUCAACCAUGGAGAGGCUACUCGUGUGAUGUGGACACCACUUCUCCGGGAAAGUUUUUCAUAUCCAUUUCUUGUAAUUCAGAUGUAUGUUUUAACUUUGAUUCUCAGGACUUCAGACAAUAGUAGAAGGCCUUUCAUAGCCCUCUGUAUUUCCAAUGUUGCUUUUAUGCUUCCCUGGCAAUUUGCUCAGUUUAUACUUUUUACACAGAUAGCCUCACUGUUUCCCAUGUAUGUUGUGGGGUACAUUGAGCCAAACAAAUUUCAGAAGAUCAUCUAUGUGAAUAUGAUAUCAGUUCUCCUUUGUUUUGUGUUGAUGUUUGGAAAUCCAAUGUAUCUGUCUUCUUACUAUUCUUCAUCUUUGUUAAUGACAUGGGUGAUACUUCUAGAGAGAUAUAAAAUUCAAAGAUUGAGACUAUCUGAACUGAACUUUUGGUUGAUUCAAGGCUCUGCUUGGCUGUGUGGAACAAUCAUUUUGAAAUUUCUGACAUCUAAAAUGUUAGGUGUUUCAGACAAUAUUCGCAUGAUUGACCUUAUAACAGCCAAAAUCUUAAAAUAUACAGAUUUUGAUACCUUAAUUUAUACCUGUGCUCCUGAAUUUGACUUCAUGGAAAAAGCGACUCCACUUAGAUAUACAAAGACAUUAUUGCUUCCAGUUGUCAUGGUGAUUACUUCUUUUAUCUUUAAAGAGACUUUUCAUGAUAUUUUAUGUGUCUUAUCUGCAAAUACUUAUCAAAGAAAACAGCUCCUUGAACAUGGUGAGCUAAUUUUUCACACUUUGCAGUUGUUAGCAUUUACUGCCCUUGCCAUUUUAACUAUGAGGCUGAAGCUGUUUUUGACACCUCACAUGUGUGUUAUGGCUUCCUUGAUAUGUUCUCAACGGCUCUUUGGCUGGCUUUUUUGCAGAGUCCGUUUUGAGACUGUUAUCUUUGCCAUUCUAACAUUGAUGUCAAUACAAGGUUUUUCAAACCUCUAUAAUCAAUGGAGCAUAACAGGAGAAUUUAAUAAUUUGCCUCAGGAAGAACUGCUACAAUGGAUCAAAUACAAUACCAGACCAGAUGCUGUUUUUGCGGGUGCUAUGCCUACAAUGGCAAGUAUCAAGCUGUCCACUCUUCACCCUAUUGUGAAUCACCCACAUUAUGAGGAUGCAGGCUUGAGGGCCCGGACAAAAAUAGUUUAUUCCACAUAUAGUCGAAAAUCCGCAAGAGAAGUGAGAGAUAAACUGUUGGAGUUACAUGUGAAUUACUAUGUUUUAGAAGAAGCAUGGUGUGUUGUGAGAAUUAGGCCUGGUUGUAGUAUGCUUGAAAUCUGGGAUGCGGAAGAUCCUUCCAACACAGCCCAGCCUCCGUUAUGCAGCAUCUUGCUCAAGGAUGCCAGGCCUUACUUCACCAAAGUAUUUCAGAAUAGUAUAUACAGAGUAUUAAAAGUUAACUGAGAACGAGACUGUCCAUUACACUGUGAUGCAAAGAAGUGAGUUAAAAACAAUCAUUUUGGCUUAUUUUCAUUAAUAAAAAUCACAAACUUUAAUAAGGGAGCCCUAAAAGGAGAUAAUAAAAAUGAUUUACUUUUUCUCAUUACUAAAAGGUAAAUUAUUUCAUUCUUUUCUAUUGAAUGUCAGCUUUAUUAAGCUUGUUAUUUAAAUGGUUAAAUGAUUUCAUACUGCAUAAACAAAUGUUCAUCUUAGAAUUUUAAAGAAAAAUAUAUGUAAAAGAACAAUGAAAUUUAAUAAAUCAAGGAUAUGUGAGUCCUUUUGUUUCCAACUAAGUGAAUUGUUUUAGAUUUUCUCUGGUACCAGGAUAUAUCAGCUCAAACUCUUUAAAGCACUUAGAAUAGACUAAUGCAGUUUCUGAAAUGACACUUCCUUAAGAUCCUGAAACUGACCACAACUUCUUUACCUCUGUGAGGAAAUUUGUUUGUAACCAUGUGUCUAUUAAGGUUGUUUCUGCUUUUUUUGUUUUUUAUGGAAAGAUCUUUAAUAGCUUUUAAUAACUUUUUUCUUUUAUUAUUUCAAGUUAAGUAUUUUUAAAAACAGCUUAUUUUGUAAUGUUUUAAAUCUCUUGAAAUUUAUUUACCCAACCAGGUAAGUAUUUUCCACUGGUUAGUUCUCAACCGAAGUUCAACAAGUUGUUAAUCUGUCUUUGUAGUCCAGUGGUUUCUCUGUAAAUAUCCAGGUAAAAUAAAAUUGCUGUGGCAUGCAACCAAAUUUGAGAGUUAAACAUUAUCAGAAAAGAAGUUCCAGUUAAGUUUAUCAAAUGAGAUUCUAAGGUUCUAUAUCUUGAAUGAUGCAAAGGCAUUUUCAUCUUGAUAACCCUGUAGCUUAUUGAACUAGUCUUUCUUCCCUAUCACCAUCUUUUGUAAUAAUACAUUUUUAAGUCCUCAUUAAUUUUUGGUUUUUGAUGAGGAAGGUGAUGUUUAAUAAAUCUCACUCAAUAUAAAACCUACCCAACAAUAAUACUUUGAAAAGUGGUAGUUAUCUUGAAGGUACAAUUGCCAAAUGCAAAGAUAAACACUCUCUUUGUCUACCUGAUAGACAUUAAAUAUGUCACAUCUCUAAUAUUUAAUUUUGCAUCAACUUUAAUCAUAUUGAGAGUCUUUAUAAUUCCUUUAUGUUCUUGUCCUCUACAUUUGAGAUAACAAAAUUACUUAAUUCCAUAAAUUAGUUCACAUAUAGUACAUAGGAGAUUAUACACAGGAUUAUAAUUAUUUUUCAACUUUUAUGUUUGUAAAAUAUUUUAAUACAAGAUACAAAACAGCUGAGAAAGCAUGCCACAUUUCAUUUAUAUCUGCAUUUUCAAAUAAUUUAUUUGGUGAAGGUACAGGGAAAGAAGGAAAGGAAACAACAACUAACAUUCAUAAAAAUUAAAAUAUAUUUUGGAUGAUGUUUCAUAGAAAAUAUUUUAAAGAAGUUGAUAGAAUUUUUUUUAAAAAGAAGAGCUGUAUUAGUUAAUAAAAUAUUCAAUACAAAUACAUUUAUAGGGAUUUAUAUAAACCAAUAAAAUUAUUUUCAACUUUUGUAGUUGUAAAAUAUUUUAAUACAGGAAGGAUACAAAGCAUCUAAGAAAGCAUGGCACAUUUUAAUUAUUUUAGCACUUUCAAAUAAUUUGUUUUGGUGUGUAGGGAAAAGGAAGAAAAGAGAUAACACCUAACAUUCACAAAAGCAGAGUAACACAUUUUGGAGGUGUUUUCAUAAGAAAAAUUUUUUGAAGAAGUUGGCAGAGUUCAACAACAAAAAAAGAAGAGUCGUAUUAAUGAAUAAAAUGUUCCACAAAUAUAAUGUUUUAAUGUGGAUUUAUGUUAUUUCCAUGUGCUAUGGAUGCUGAAAAAUUAAAGAAGCUCUUGAAGAUGCUCUGUGUGUUUUUUAUCUUCCCUCAUCCUUUAUCAAACAUACAUUUUGAAAUUGAAUCAGUUCUUAUAUGAAGGUAGAAAUCAUAGGUUCUUGGAUUUAUUAACCAUGUUUACAUUGGCAAUAACCUUUCUUAGCCAUUUUAAAACAAUUAUGCUAAUCUCACACAGAAGGCACUGUACAGUGAUGGAAAAAGCAUGGGCUUUGUAACCAGAUGGAUCUAAAUUUAAAUUCUGGCACUUCCAUUUACCAUGCAUUCAAAAGAUAUUCAUUGAGCACUUAUAUGCUAGGCACUGUGUUAAGCUUGGUUGUGUUACUUGACUCCCAUGAACUUCAGUUUCUUCACUUGUAAAUCAGAACUCACACUACCUCCUUGUAGGGUCAUUAUGAGGAUUAGUAAAAUAGUGAGUAAAAACACUUAGCACAUAUAGGCAGGCACUCAGCAAAUGUUAGUUCCAUUUGCUCCCUCUCUCCAGCCCACUUAAUAACCAGUUCAGUAAUAUCACGUUACAUGGUAGGUUAUCUCACCUCAGAAUUCCAAAUAGUCUACCUUUUUUGUGUGUCAAUAGAAAGCUGGACUACAGCUUUCUUGUAUGCAAAUAAUGCUAUUGGCUUCUUGCUUGCAUAUAUUGUAUUGUUUUUUCUUUUGAAAUGUGAAGACUAUGCAUGAGCACUGUGAGUUGAGUGAUGGGCAGAUUUUUCCCAAGUGCAAUGAAGUGUUCUCCUUAGUUUCCUCUGAUCAUUUUUUUGCACAUUUGUUUGAAACCAUGACUAGAAGUGAGUCUCACACAGGCUACAAUCCGCUUCAUCAUCCAGUUGUCAGAAGCUAAUGUACUGUUUCAGUGAAUAAUGUGUGUGUCCACCUUUGCUGCUAAUAGACACCACAUCAGAAAACAUUGAGUACUUUUCAUGUUAAUUUUAAUUAUAAAAUUGUUUACAUUUUAUAAGUUUCUACUAUAAAAGCAAUACAAAUUCAUUCUAGAAAUUUAGUUUUGAAAAAAACAGGAAAUUAGAAAAAUUUUCAACAGGCACUAUUUAUGUGUCAUUGUUUUCUUCCAACCUUUAGUCAUAAAUAUUUUUCUUGUUUUCUUCUUUUAACAUAGAUUAAACAGUUUUAUACUUUGUUCUUUAUAUAGUAAAUCUGAAAGUAUUACAAAUCGACUAUUUUUAAUGGCUACCUAUCUUUAUUUUGUACAUUAUAUAUGUACAUUUAGGCACAUAGGUAUCUGUGUAUAUAAAGAUAUAUCUUAACCAUUGUUGAGCUAUUUCCA